Dibothriocephalus latus is the source of this 327-nucleotide messenger RNA. The record is from the annotation of a GenBank genome assembly. Lineage: Eukaryota; Metazoa; Platyhelminthes; Cestoda; Diphyllobothriidea; Diphyllobothriidae.
AUGAAUUCUCUUCAACAAAACCCUGUUGCUAUGGGAAUGGGCGGGGGAUUCUACCCCACACCAGAGGCACCGCCACAGCAACCACAAGCUCAGCCGUUUAAGCCAGUCUACUCACAACCAAUCAGCCAAUACGCACCAGCACAUUCACCUCUCGUGCACAGUAUUGGCUACGGCUCGCUUGGACACAUGGCCGAUGAGCCAAUGAAACAGCCGGUCGAACGAAGGCCGUAUGCACCAACCAGCUAUCAGUAUCGAUCGAUGCGUCAGUACAGUCACGCGACGAAUGCGUACAAUCCCUACUACUAUUCCAAUCAGCUGAAGGUGUGA